GACCGGCCGGCGCCUGUUGGCCGCCGCGCUCGGCUCCCCGCCGCCGUCUUCCGCCGUCCCGCCGUUACCCCGGCAACGGCGCCGUCGGCGGAGGCAGGAGCCCGGGUCCGGCGGCAGGAUGAUGCUCUCCCGUGCUAAGCCGGCCGUGGGGGGUACUCCGCCGCCGGGAGACAGGCGGAGGAAGAAAGGGAAGAAGGUGCCGCAGCUGGAAGAGCUCCUGGCCCUGAGGGACUUCACCGGCGCCAUCGCUUUGCUGGAGUUUAAACGGCACGUGGGUGAGCAGCAGGAGGAUACUGACCUUUGGAUCGGAUACUCUGCCUUUCAUUUGGGGGACUACAAGAGAGCACUGGAGGAAUAUGAGGCCUUAACCAAACAACCAUCUUGUAAUCCAGAUGUUUGGGUGAACCUUGCCUGUACAUACUUCUUUCUGGGAAUGUAUACGCAAGCUGAACAAGCAGCCUUGAAAGCACCUAAGAGUCGUCUCCAGAACCGUUUACUCUUUCACCUGGCACAUAAGUUUAGUGAUGAGAAGAAACUGAUGAGCUCUCACCAGAAUCUGCAAGACAUUACAGAAGAUCAGCUUAGCUUGGCAUCUAUCCACUACAUGCGGUCCCACUACCAAGAAGCUAUUGAUAUCUACAAACGCAUUCUUCUUGAUAAUCGGGAAUACCUGGCUCUGAAUGUAUAUGUGGCCCUAUGCUAUUACAAACUGGAUUACUAUGAUGUAUCUCAGGAAGUGCUAGCUGUUUAUCUUCAGCAAGUUCCUGACAGCACCAUUGCUCUUAACCUUAAGGCUUGUAACCAUUUCCGACUCUACAAUGGGAAGGCUGCUGAGGCAGAGCUCAAGAAUUUGACAGACAGUGCCUCACCGUCUUUUGAGUUUGGCAAGGAACUCAUUAAACACAACCUGGUGGUGUUCCGAGGAGGAGAAGGGGCUUUGCAGGUCCUGCCUCCUCUGGUUGAUGUUAUUCCUGAGGCAAGACUGAAUCUUGUGAUUUACUAUCUCCGGCAAGAUGAUGUGCAGGAGGCUUAUAACCUGAUUAAGGACCUGGAACCUACAGCUCCACAGGAGUACAUCCUCAAAGGAGUGGUAAAUGCAGCACUUGGACAAGAAAUGGGCUCGAGAGAUCACCUGAAAAUUGCUCAGCAGUUCUUCCAGUUGGUGGGUGAAUCAGCCAGCGAAUGUGAUACCAUUCCAGGGAGACAGUGCAUGUCCUCCUGCUUCUUUCUUGUUAGACAGUUUGCUAAUGUCCUGAUUUACCUCAACUCAGUCAAGAGUUAUUUCUACAAUGAUGACACUUUUAACUUCAACUACGCCCAAGCCAAAGCUGCCAUGGGCAAUUUUAGUGAGGCUGAAGAGGUGUUCCUUUUGAUCCAGAGUGAGAAGAUAAAGAACGAUUUUGUUUACCUUAGCUGGCUAGCUCGCUGCUAUAUUAUGAAUAAGAAACCGCAGUUGGCCUGGAACCUCUAUCUGAAGAUGGAGACCUCAGGGGAUUCCUUUAACCUAUUGCAGCUCAUAGCAAAUGAUUGCUACAAAAUGCGUCAGUUUUACUAUUCAGCCAAAGCGUUUGAUGUUCUGGAGAGACUGGACAGUAAUCCCGAAUACUGGGAAGGCAAGAGAGGUGCUUGUGUGGGUGUCUUUCAAAUGAUCAUAGCUGGCCGAGAAGCAAAAGACACUAUACGGGAAGUGCUGCACCUUCUGAAGAGCACUGGUAAUUCUCAAGUAGAAUAUAUUGUCCGCAUCAUGAAAAAGUGGGCCAAGGAGAACAGAGUCGCUGUUUAAUUCAGUGUCACAAAGUGAACCAGGUCGGUUACUAUUGUAUGUGUGGCUGUUAGAUGUGGGUCUUGGUUUCGCCUGUGCAUUCUGGGUAUCUCCUUCCUUGCAGGACUUUAGAUGGUCAAGCAGGUUGACUCAGUUGAACAACAAUGUAGUGCAGUGAGAUUGCAAAAUAUUCGGCAAGUUUGGGUUUUUUUUUUACAUAAAGCUUUAUCGGUACUUUUUCUGUUGCACCACACACUAUUCCUCAUUCAAGGUUUUAGUUAUUUAGUAGGAAUUCCAACUGUCCAGAAGUCAAAGUGCUCCUCAGAUGUUUCCCAGAUUUCUGCACAGGUGUUUCUGGACUGCUUUGUGGGGUUUUCUUCAGCAAGCUUUCUGGUCUCUGGAGAAGACCUUGUUAAAAGACUGAGACAAAUCUACUUCAGCAAGUGAUGGAAUGUGGCAAGUAGAGAGGAUGAUGGAUAAAACCAAAAGCCAGUACUAGGGUAUCAGAUAAUACAUAAAGACUUCUGUAUUUUACCUGUCUGGGGUAAAAUACAAACUAUAUUCUGAGCACUGUCCUUUUCUGGAUAUCUCUCUACUGAGAUACUAAUACCUUCAUUUUUAAAUUUUUGACUGUAAGGAUUGUUUUUUCUCUUAACAUUAUUUCUGAAAAUGAGUGUUAAUCAGCCCAAAAUGCUAACUUGCAAAGUAGCUUAUUUCCUUUCUAGGUUGAUAGCAAAGCAUGAUGGUACCAUCUUUUCAGAACAUGGAGAUCUGACUGACUGUAUUGUUCAAUCUUGCUUUGAGGUUUGACACUCAAAACAUUUAUUCAUGUUAAUAUAAUUCAUGUAAGUAAUCCAUUUAGUUUAGCAAUCUGAUGGAUAAAAGAACUGGAUGUUUUGAAUAAUUUUCUUCAGCAUUUACCACUCCCAUUAGCAAUACAUUUAUUAUACUUUUGGAUUUAUUAUACUCUCCUGGUUUUUUUAUGAAGAACAAUUCAGGGAAUAUAUAAUUCUAAAAAAAGGCCACAGUUGUAAUAUAGAAGUGUAUUAUACAUUUUGUAGUGAAAAACAUUUGGAUAUUAUUUGUAAAAGGAAAAUUCACAUUUUGUAAAUUUGUAAAAUACUUAUAAUGUAUUUUUUUAUCUUUUGGGGUGGAAACUCAGAAUACUGUAUUCUCUAAUGUCAGUGCUUUGAUUAAAGCCCUUAAUUGAAUCCACA
Messenger RNA from Calidris pugnax (ruff), 2979 nucleotides. RefSeq names its product tetratricopeptide repeat domain 26 (gene IFT56). The record is from RefSeq and is a predicted model, not a curated record. The coding region runs from base 119 to 1783 and encodes 554 amino acids. Lineage: Eukaryota; Metazoa; Chordata; Aves; Charadriiformes; Scolopacidae. The transcript is spliced from 18 exons. Gene Ontology annotation, biological process: intraciliary transport involved in cilium assembly; intraciliary anterograde transport. Gene Ontology annotation, cellular component: ciliary base; ciliary basal body; intraciliary transport particle B. Gene Ontology annotation, molecular function: protein binding; intraciliary transport particle B binding.